Molecule: messenger RNA, 1450 nt
Organism: Phymastichus coffea
Lineage: Eukaryota; Metazoa; Arthropoda; Insecta; Hymenoptera; Eulophidae
Exons: 6
Coding region: 279-782 (167 amino acids)
Cellular component (GO): membrane
Molecular function (GO): transmembrane receptor protein serine/threonine kinase activity
Source: RefSeq, a predicted model, not a curated record
AAGACACAUCUCAGUUAAGUUGCUGUUCGCUUCGCCAAAUCGACCUCAUGCCCGAAUCAUCUGUAUGGCAGUACUGUCGCAGGUCUGGCAUUAAGUUGGUGAAUAGUUUACUAUCAUUUUCAACUGUGAAGGAGAUGUAUUGAAACUAGGAAUCAUAGAUUUUGGCAAGGUUCUUCUAAUUUCUAUUUCUAAAUCUAAAAAUAUGUAGAAUGGACUAAUAUUAGAACCUCAAAUCGAUCUGAUAGAAUAACUCAUUUUUCAUAUGCAAAAAAAAAAUCAUGGCGCAACGUUCAGUUUACUAUUGCUAUCAGUGUGCAAAUGAGUUGUGCACAAAAUCACUAACGCUAUUGCCACAUUGCGCGACUGGCAUUGGCUGCUUCAAAUCUGAGAUUUGGAAAACAGGAAACAUCUUAAAUUUUGCACGCGGAUGUAUCACUGCAUCGAUGCAAAACCAAAAUAUUUGUAAUAAUAUACCAGAUGCGAAUACUGCCAAUAAUGGUUAUGACUGCUGUGAAGGUCAUUUCUGCAACGACGGUCAUUUUGCUAAUCCAUUAGAGACUAAUGCAGCGUGCUAUAACUCCUGGAUUUAUUUACUACUCAGUUUAAUGUUAUUAUUUGCCUUUGGAACUCUUGGAACAAUGAUCGUGACUAUACUCAAACUAAACCAGUAUGAGAAUCAAAUACUUAAUGCAAGGCGAGAAUUCCAAUUGAAACAGAUGGAGUCUGAAUCAGAACAGAAUGAACCCGAAGAGAUUUGUGGAGAAUUCGAAUCUACAGUUUGAACUUCAUAUUUUUGGAGAUAUAUGGUAUGUGCGCUUUAGACCUUGAUUUAGGAUAUGAAUCCUUUUUUCGAGUGACUAGCGAUUAAUGAACGAGAGCCGACAACCGAGAAGUACUAAUUAAAUGCUGACAAUCGAGUACUCCGGAACUUCCAUCGUUGGUAUAUGGAUACAAUAACAAAUUCGUUGGGAUUUCUGAUUCAAACUUCUUGACAAGUAUCAACGCAUCAGUCGAUUCAACAACUUAAGAAGACACUUUUACAUCUUGAAAGCAUUAAUUAUUUAUUCUACUUUGACGAUUAUUUCAUUGGGAAAAUAUUUUUAUAAACAUUAUUUUUGACUCGAAAAGACUCUUGUAAAUCGUAUUUCUUAUAUUAUCAAUAUUUUUUUGAUAAACUGGUAUCUUACCAUAUAUCUUCAAUUUGAAUUUUAUUAUUACCGAAAAGCAUAUUCCAACUUAUAAUUUCAAUAAUCAUUGUCGUCUAAAUAAUGCAAAAUAUUCUGUAGUAAUUUAAAAACAAUCAAGUUUUUAUCGAUGAAUGUCAAAAUCUAAUUGACUGCACAUUGUGAUUUGCAUAAAUCUAUAUUAAAUUCAAUAUUUAAUUCAUAUUCAUUCAAUGUGAUUAUAAUGAAAUAAUCACAUAAAUUAUGAAUUAUAUCAACUUUUAUUC